GGCUGACCUGGCCCAACACGCCCACUGUCCACCGAUUGGUCAGGCCAUGUAUUACCCUCCCCUUCAAUAACAUCGUCUGAUUGGCCCUGCGUUGUUAUUUAGUGAUGUCACAGAAUCGCGCCCUGACUCAAACCUCCAAACUCACCAGUGUUGACAUGAUGGCUUCUCCCUGCUCCCAGACCUCAUCUCCUAACCCCUGGAGCAAUGAAGAGGUUAAAACCUUCCUCUCGUUGCUCAGCGACGAGAGAAUCCAGCGCGAACUGGAUGGCACGGUGCGUAAUGAGAAGAUAUUUCAGGGGCUUGCACAGGCGAUGUUCACCCACGGCUUUGAACGCACCUCGAAGCAGUGCCGAGAAAAAAUAAAAAAGCUCAAGGCUGAGUACAGGUCCGUCAAGGACCACAACAGCAGGAGUGGAGCAGACAGGCGGCAGUGGAAGUGGUUUGCUGAAAUGGACGCCAUUUAUGGUGAGAGGCCUGUGAGCAAUGGCCGCGAGAGUGGCGUGGACACAGCCACUCCAGCUAACACUGGACCUCAGGACAACGAGGUAACUCUGGAAAUGUGCGCCGAUGGGAGCCAGGACGUGCCCGACACCGGGGACAUGGACGCUGGGCCCUCAUCUGCCGACAGCGGGCGUAGCUGCAGCCCGAGCGUCUCAGCGCCGUCGGUGGGCAGACCACGCUACGGUGAAAAAGGAAGCGGGGGGAGCACCAGCGUGUCCCCAUUGUUGGAGACGCUGGUGGAGAGUGAUGCGGGGUUCCUGGAGACUACAAGGAGGAUGAACAGCUUAAUGGAGCAGCAAAUGGAGGCAGAUGCGGAGGAUAGACGCCUGGACAGGGAGGACAGACGCCUGGACAGGGAGGAGAGACGCGAGGAGCGGGCUGAGAGACGAGAGGAGAGGAUGGCACAGCAGCAAUUCAAUGACUCCUUUCUGGAUAUUAUGCAGGGCAUAGCAGGUCAGAAUCAUGGAACGCACCAGACUGACAUCACAGUCAUUCCUUUUCAGCAGGCAACGCCACCUUCCCUUCAGCCUACCAAAGGCAUUUUCAACCACCACACGUGCCUGGCUGAACUUCUUGUUAUAAAGAAGUUGCUGCUCUGUCAGACGCCCAGUGUCUGUGAAGGGUUUCAGCAGCCAGUCUUGUAG
Molecule: messenger RNA, 1145 nt
Organism: Nothobranchius furzeri (turquoise killifish)
Lineage: Eukaryota; Metazoa; Chordata; Actinopteri; Cyprinodontiformes; Nothobranchiidae
Source: RefSeq, a predicted model, not a curated record